Messenger RNA from Orcinus orca (killer whale), 3683 nucleotides. RefSeq names its product serine protease 22 (gene PRSS22). The record is from RefSeq and is a predicted model, not a curated record. Gene Ontology annotation, molecular function: serine-type endopeptidase activity. NCBI's taxonomy places the organism in Eukaryota, Metazoa, Chordata, Mammalia, Artiodactyla, Delphinidae. The transcript is spliced from 7 exons. Gene Ontology annotation, biological process: proteolysis. The coding region runs from base 2462 to 3439 and encodes 325 amino acids.
UACUUAUUUAUGUUGUUUAUUCUGUUUCCCCUGGUGUCCCUGCCGUGAGGGCAGGAUUGUCUUUGGUUUGUUCACAGCCGUAUCGCAGUAGGUGCUCAGUAGAUUUGGUUGGAUAAUGAACGGAUACCCCUGAUCAGAUAUCUGCCAGACUCCGGUGCCCACGUCUGAGAUGCUGAGAGAAGGGGGGCAGUGAGUCACUUCUCUGGAUUGAGCAUUGCUGGCUCCCGCUGCUAUGCCCUCUGAGGCCUCUGCAGCCCUAUCUGUCACCCCCAGCUCCCUGCAAAAUCAUCAGUGGUCCUGAGACGGCCUGACAGGGGCACGGAUAGUGGGUGGCAGGGUGGGCAGCCUAUCCAUCUCCUGCCCCGGUGAAGAGAUGCCCAGCCACGAUGCCUGGCAUAGGUCUGGCAUACCGUGGGCACAAUGAAUAUUCUGUUUGAAUGAAUAUUGAAUCAUACCAAGGUCUCCACUCCUUGGGAACUGGGGAGCCGGUCUGUGGGGCCCUUUUCCAGGACUUGUGCCAGGAAGUCUUCACUGGCUUUUCUGGACUUCCCCUGGUUCUUCCCGGGCCCUUCCCCUUGGGGCUAUCUUCCUGGCCACCCCAUCACGAAGACGGAAACAUCUUGGGGCACAUGCCUGCCCCUUGGAUCACCUGGGAAGUGAUCCAGGUGGCAUGAAUGGCACACAGAGCUGGAACACAGAGGAACUGGAGAGGCAAGAGGCUGAAGCAGUCGGUCCCCAGUGGAAUUCUCCAGACUCACUUCUUCCUCAUUUGUUUAUUCAUUCAACAAAUAUCCAUCGAGACCCAGUGUGCACCAGGUACCAACCUAGAUCCCGAGGAUCCAUGGGGAACCUCCUCACCGUCCCUCUCCUCUGAGAGUCGCAGCACACAGCACCCACCCUCAGGAUGGCCCUCCAGGGUCCACGCCUACAGCCCCCUCCUUCCCUGACACUCCUACCCCAGUCCCAGGCCUCUGUGCCCAUCCCCCCAUGACCCCUUGCGGUCAUUACUUGCUUACUGCCUCCCACCCCUGGGGAGAUGUGUGCUGUCUAAGGAUAGGACAUGUGUCUUAUUCAUUAUCGUGUCCCAGUGCCCAGCACAGGACCUGGCAUACAGCCGGUGCCCAAUAAGUGCUUGUAGGGUGAGCUGGGGAGGCCAACUGCCUUAGAUUCAGGAAGGGAGUGGGUUGGAAGAGCAUGAGGGGCAAGGCCAGCCACAGGGCACAGAGGUGGACCCAGGACAGACAGUAGGUGGGGGAGGGCAGUGGCGGGGAGCCCCCUUCCCCCACCCUGCUGGCAUUUCUGCUCGACUGCUGCUGGGGCCCCACUGGAGGUGCCCCUCACCUUAGCCACUCUGUUUCCCAGCAGUCUCCCCACCCCCAGUCCUGGGACAGAGGUGAAUGCGUCAGCUAGGAGCUGUUCACGCUCCUGCGCCCCACCCUUGCCUUGUCUUUGGGUGGAGUGGGGCAGGGGCCUCCACGCAGCAGGAGGGCACCUCUGGCCUGCGGUUUAAUCCUGAGUUGCCUCCUGCCCCUCCAACCCAAGCAGGGGCCAGUAAAACACAUCAAUGAUCCUUUUUGGUAUCGAUGAUCUCCAGGUGAGUCUCACAGACUCUUGGAACCCCUAACAGCCUGAGGAGGUGGACAGCAGGAGGGGAGUCCACCCCUGGGCAGGCUCUGGGGGCAGAACGUGUGUUGGCUAAGCUGUGGGGCUUAGGAGAAGCUGUGGUAGGCGGUCUGCCCACAAAGGACACGGGCUGUGGUGGCAGCCCCUCCCAAUGCCCCGAGCCACCCACCGGGCCCUCACUCCCUCUCUGUGACCUCGGGCUUCCCCCCCAACUGGUCCCCAUCCCCAGCCUCUGUAGGGUUAACUCCAUCAUUUCCUUCAGCCUCCCUUUCAAGGUCCUCCUUUCUGGGCAGCCCUCACUGGCGGCCCCCGCCCCCCGCCGGCAUCAGGUGCCUCCCCUGGGCUCCCACCCACCCAGCACUUUUGACCCCAGGAGGCGGGUCACCAUCCGUCUGCUGCUGGGCUCCCUCAGGGCUCCAAGAGUCCAGUUGGCCCUUCUCUAGAAUUGGGGUUCACAUCUGGGCUCCUCCCCUCACCAGCUGCGGGACCUUGUGUAAGUCACUCACCUCCCUAAGUGGCCUCAGUUUGCUCAUCUGCAGAAUGGGAAUAAUAAUAAGGGACUUUGCAGACUGAAUGAGGUGGUGCCUGGCUCACUACGCACACCGUAACUGCUGUUAUGUCCAUGCCCCUCCCCAGGCAUAUCGAGGGCCAUCGCAAGUUUUGUUGAUCAAAUGACUGAAGGACAAAGAUACACAGUCUCUCUCAGAAGAAGCCUGACUCCUCCUGCUCAGAGCACGGGUGUCUGGAGUGUGGGGUACUGAGUCACGGAAGACCUGACUGCAGGGAUAAAACCCGGGGUGGCCUGCAGGGAAUCCAAGCUCUCCUGUCGGCAGUGGCCAUGGUGGUUCCCGAGACUCUCCCUGCCCUGGGGAGGCACUACCUCAGCAUUGUAACCUCCCUGCUGCUUCUGGCUGCUCCAGCCACCCUAGCUGCUGCCAAGACAGCUGGUCCCCCAGCCUGUGGAAAGCCCCAACGCCUGAACCGAAUCGUGGGUGGUGAGGACAGCACCGAUGCUGAGUGGCCCUGGCUUGUGAGCAUCCAGAAGAAUGGCACCCACCACUGUGCAGGCUCCCUGCUCACCAACCGCUGGGUGGUCACGGCCGCCCACUGCUUCAAGGGCCAUCCGAACAAACCAGCCCUGUUCUCUGUGCUGCUGGGGGCCUGGCAGCUGGGGAACCCCGGCCCGAGGUCCCAGGAGGUGGGUAUUGCCUGGGUGAAGCUCCACCCUGCGUACUCCUGGAAGAAAGGCGCCCGUGCUGACAUCGCCUUGGUGCACCUGGAGCACGCCAUCCAGUUCUCUGAACGCAUCCUGCCCAUCUGCCUGCCUGAUUCCUCCGUCCAUCUCCUUCCGGACACCAACUGCUGGGUUGCUGGCUGGGGGAGCAUCCACGAUGGAGUGCCCCUGCCCGACCCUCGGACCCUCCAGAAGCUAAAGGUUCCCAUCAUCGACUCAGCAGUCUGCAGCCGCCUGUACUGGCGGGGAGCCGGGCAGGGCGCCAUUACGGAGGACAUGCUAUGCGCUGGCUACCUGGAGGGGGAGCGGGACGCCUGUCUGGGCGACUCCGGAGGCCCCCUGAUGUGCCAGGUCGAGCGCACCUGGCUGCUGGCGGGCGUCAUCAGCUGGGGCGAGGGCUGUGCGGAGCGCAACCGGCCUGGCGUCUACAUCAGCCUAGCCGCCCACCGCUCCUGGGUACAGAAGAUCGUGCAAGGGGUGCAGCUCCGCGGGCACUCGCAGGGUAGCGGGCCCACAGGACGCCGGGGACGGGCUCUGGGGGCGCGGCGAGCUCGCAGGGCCGCCCGGGGCCGCGGGGUUUAGGGAUCUGGGGAGACCGCGUGCUGUUUCCUCCGUUGUAAAUAAGCGGUCUACCUCUGGGAGCGCCCGAGUGCCGGCGCCGGAUCUCCUCCGCGGGGAGGCCCCGCCCCGCCCCUGGGCUCAGGCCCCACCCCCGAGGCCCGGAGCGCCUUUGUGUACAUACAUGUUAAUGAUUUUUACAGUUAUUUGUAACUCCUCCCACACAUCUUAUUUAUUCCUCCAAUUUCAAUAAAUUAUUUUUACCCUA